This is a messenger RNA of Topomyia yanbarensis, 418 nucleotides long. RefSeq lists its product as uncharacterized. The record is from RefSeq and is a predicted model, not a curated record. The annotation marks the transcript as partial. The transcript is spliced from 2 exons. NCBI's taxonomy places the organism in Eukaryota, Metazoa, Arthropoda, Insecta, Diptera, Culicidae.
UUUUGAUUCAACAUAUUUUUGCCUUCCAGAUAACCGAAGCCAUUGAUUACCUAUGCAAGCACAAGUUCUUCCGCGAGGCGUGGGCCAUCUGCAAACUACGCAAAGACAGUGACGAUCCAAUUCGCGCACAGGUGUCCACCGAGUGGGCACAGUAUUUGGAAACUGUCGGUAACCUUGAGGGAGCUGCCCUCGUUUGGACUGCGGCAAAACAAUACAAAAACGCUAUUGCAGCUCUAUCCAAGCGAAAGGAAAUAACCGAACAUAUGCAACGUGCCAUAGAUGAACUGAACGCGAAGCUACAAGAAGCUGCUGAGUGACCUGAAAUUUUUGUUCUGUUUUACGUUUUUAUUUGAUCAACUUUUGAUGCCUGCCCACUGAUAUUACCGGGUACCAUCUGAAUAAAUAUUCUUGAACUCAA